AUCUUAGCAUCCAAACAAACAUAAGUCCUUCACAACAAUCUCAGCUUUCAGUUGUCACACACAACCUAGAAUCUCCACUUACUUCCUCGAUCAAGAAAGAAAAACUCUGCCAGAACCAUGGCCAUCCGCAUGCCUCGUAUUAUUCAUUCCAAGAAUUUUCUUAGACGGGUUUCAUCAAUGGGAAACCAUACAACAGUAGAUAUUCCAAAAGGUCAUGUUGCAGUAUACGUUGGGGAGGGUGAAAAGAAGAGAUUCAUCAUCCCAAUAUCAUACUUAAACCAUUCUUUGUUUGAAGAUUUGUUAAGUCAAGCUGAGGAAGAAUUUGGGUUUGAUCAUCCAAUGGGUGGCCUCACAAUCCCCUGUAGCAUGGAUGUAUUCAUUGAUGUCACUUCUCAAUUAAGUGUCAUAUGAAAUCUGCUGCUAGCUUAGUUUGGUUGAGAACAAUUUUGUAAAGCAGAGUUGUACAUUUUUAACCUAGCUAGAAUUGAUAAAAGCUUGAGGUGGAAAAUCAUGCCAUCCUAUGACACAGUUUUACUGUAUACCAUAGAAAAUAAAGUUAUAAACAUUUUGUAGGAAUAGUCAAUUUGCUACUUUUUUGGUAAUAUAAUCCAUAUAUUCCAAUUCUCAAAUUAAAUUAUUUUGUAGGAAUAUUAUCUACUUGGUACUGCAUUACCAACUGAGAGUUGUUGAAGAGAUACCUUGAUGAUAUAGGAGAUUUUGUGGUGAUAUGAGGUUUUAUGUCUGCCUUCUGCUCAGGGAAACUGGAAUUCCACUCAAAUAGCCCCAUAGUAUGGUCCUAGCAGAAGGGGAGACCAAUUUUAUACAAUGAAUGUUCUGCUGCCCUGUUACUCAUCCAUUUGUUCGAAAUAGGAAAAUCCAAUUCUUGAUUUGAAUUUAAGUAUGGAUGUACACAAUUUUUUUAUUGCACAAUAUAUCCCUGUCUAUAAACUCUCAGAGGGAUUCUUUUGA
Molecule: messenger RNA, 969 nt
Organism: Olea europaea var. sylvestris
Lineage: Eukaryota; Viridiplantae; Streptophyta; Magnoliopsida; Lamiales; Oleaceae
Product: auxin-induced protein 15A-like
Exons: 1
Coding region: 118-411 (97 amino acids)
Biological process (GO): response to auxin
Source: RefSeq, a predicted model, not a curated record